AACAUUACAAUGGGUUGUGGGUCGUCAGGUCAGGUUAUAUCAAGUCAAGAUACGGACAAGAAUAGGGAAGGUAAUAGCAACGGCAAACACGUCAACAAUGGUCACCAUGACAACGAACUGCCGACUGUAGUGCUGCCCGACACGCCUGUUAAACCGAAACCUCCGGUAGCUUACGAGAUCCCUCUAGAAGAGUUCACUGAUGGUCGGCCAGCCGCUUCCCCACCACCGCAUCUGCAGCGUCUCCUGCAGCCCCCCAGCGCAGACAUCUCUCUACCACGCAUUGAGGAGAAGCUCGCAGAAGCGGAGCAGAGAAGAUUAACGAUACUUCAACAGCGAGCAAAUUCGGCACAAAAACGUAUCCAGAAGACAAUGCGAUCAAUGCCCGAUAGUGGCAACUUAGAUAUGAUACAGAACACAGAAGGAAAGCACGGACCGAACACCCUGCCUAUUCCUCCUGAACCCGGGGUCUGCGAAGACAAGAAUAUAUGA
Molecule: messenger RNA, 489 nt
Organism: Papilio machaon (common yellow swallowtail)
Lineage: Eukaryota; Metazoa; Arthropoda; Insecta; Lepidoptera; Papilionidae
Exons: 4
Coding region: 10-489 (159 amino acids)
Source: RefSeq, a predicted model, not a curated record